UGUGUUACAACUUGCAUCACAGGCUGUAACGUUAAUAUACAUAAGGGAAAGUUGUACGUAUUUUACGAGUUAUAGCUUUUUGCAUUUUACGACUGUAGUUAAUUAUAAACAUAGGCAGUACCCAUGUGGUUUCAUCGAGCCGGAGACUGCAGAUUCUUUUGUUAAUUUUAUUUUAUUUUUUUACCUGAAGAUGGACAUGCAAGAGAGAAUAAGAAUAGGAAACCACUCUGCAGACGUGUUAAUUACUCACAGAAUUAGAAUGAAGAUACUCGGAAGACUGGUUCCUAUAUAGUUCAAUGAGCUUGUUACACAGGAAUCUGAACAGAUUCAGAGUAGUGGGUGUGCAUUUGUAACGACGAAGAGUCGUUUUUAUUUUUUUUCUAUAAAGAUAUAAUUUCGAAUCGGUUUUUGUAUUGACGAAACGUGAAUAAAUCCGGUGGAGGUGGUUGAGCAACACUGGGCUGUGACUGGAACAGAGAUGGAUGAAAAGUGACAAACAUUGGCAGUAGAAUGGUCCGUACUAAAGAGCUCAGUGACUUUCAACGUGGCACCGUCAUAGGAUGCCACCUUUCCAACAAGUCAGUUCGUCAAAUUUCUGCCAUGCUAGAGCUGCCCAGGUCAACUGUAAGUGCUGUUAUUGUGAAGUGGAAACGUCUAGGAGCAACAACAGCGCAGCCGCGAAGUGGUAGACCACACAAGCUCACAGAAUGUGACCGCCGAGUGCUGAAGCGGGUAGCAUGUACAAAUCGUCCGUCCUCUGUUGCAACACUCACAACUGAGUUCCAAACAGCCUCUGGAAGCAAGGUCAGCACAAGAACUGUUCGUCGGGAGCUUCAUGAAAUGGGUUUCCAUGGCCGAGCAGCCGCACACACGCCUAAGAUCACCAAGUCAGGCCUUCAAGCAGUCACUGUCGCGGACGAUAUCAAGGAAAAAAUAAAACUUGACUUACCUAAAGUCAAAGGUCAACUGCUCAUUUUCGGAGCCACCAACUGGGAUCUCAUCGGAAGGAAAGAGGUGCCAAAAGCACAAGUGGCCUUCAGGAACCUAGGCCAGAACUUGUGGGGUCCUCACCGCUACGGCAGCCUGAGUGAUGUGCAGGUCAGCAGUGUGGUGUCUGGGCCCUGUGCUGCCCACAGCCUCCUAAUCACCACUGAGGGCAAGCUUUGGAGCUGGGGUCGAAAUGAAAAGGGUCAGCUGGGUCACGGGGACACCAAGCGCCUGGAGGCCCCAAAGCUGAUUGAGGCCCUCGCAGACGAAGUGGUGGUGGCUGCAGCCUGUGGACGUAACCACACCCUGGCAUUGACAGAGGGUGGCACCGCCUACUCGUUUGGAGAGAACAAACUGGGCCAGCUGGGCCAGGGCAACCAAACAGAUGCAGUCCUCAGUCCAGCCCUGAUCCAGUACAAUGGGCAGCCCUUGGUCAAGGUGGCGUGUGGGGCAGAGUUCAGCAUGGUGGUGGACUGCAAAGGAAACCUCUACUCCUUCGGGUGCCCAGAGUAUGGCCAGCUAGGACACAACUCUGAUGGCAAGUUCAUUGCCCGCGCUCAGCGCAUCGAGUUUGACUGUGAGACCAUUGCACGCCGCGUGGCCAUCUUCAUCGAGAAGAGUAAGGACGGCCAGGUGACGCCUGUACCUAACGUGGUGGUACGAGACGUCGCCUGCGGAGGCAAUCACACGCUGAUAUUGGACUCCCAGAAGCGGGUGUUUUCCUGGGGCUUUGGUGGUUAUGGACGGCUGGGUCACAUGGAGCAGAAGGACGAGAUGGUGCCCAGACUGGUGAAGCUCUUUGACUUCCCCAGGCGCGGGGCAUCCCAAAUCUACACUGGCUAUCAGUGCUCCUUCGCUGUAAAUGAGAUGGGAGGGCUGUUUUUCUGGGGGGUCACCAAUACCUCGCGGGAGUCUACCAUGUACCCCAAGUCCGUGCAGGACCUGUGUGGCUGGAAGGUCCGCAGUCUGGCGUGCGGGAAAAGCAGUAUAGUUAUCGCUGCAGACGACAGCACCAUCAGCUGGGGACCCUCCCCCACCUUUGGAGAACUGGGAUACGGAGACAACAAGGCCAAGUCCUCCACUACUGCUCAGGAGGUGAAGACCCUGGAUGGAGUUUACACUGAACAGGUGGUGAUGGGAUACGCACACUGCCUGGUCAUCGCCAGACAGGAUACUCCACAGGAACAAGAGAAGCUCAAGAAGCUGCCAGAGUACAACCCAGGCCCCCUCUGAUGUGGCACCAUCCAGCAACCUUACCAUUUGUCAACAGAUUCUCUCCAGAAUGCACCUCCCCUUUAGGUCACCUUUGUAAAGCUUGAUGGAUGGCUGGGGAGAGUGGGCUCUUAUGAGUAUGUAUGCAAACACUUCAAAAAACAAGUCAGUUCUUUUUGUGUUUGUUCCCAAAGACCAAUUACAUUUUCUUUGUUCAUGAAGUCCAUGGCAGUAUUACUCUUUGUCAGGUCGAUCUGUAUGCAUUGUCAGAACACAAUCGGGAUCUGAGACAUUGUGCCAUCAAGUUGAUGCUCUCCGGCCAGUGACUUAUGUUACAUUCUUUGGUUAAUCUCUUCACUUGUAUGAUUAAAUGUUGGUGUUGAGGAUGCGAAACUGUCCCUCAGGCCAGUAUCUGCUUGUCAUUCCAGACUUUUUUCACCUCAGUGACUCCUUUUAGCCUGGGAAUCCAGGUGUGGGCACUGCAAUCUUGGCAAUGAAAACCAGCAUGAAUGUGGUUUUGCGACUCUCUUUUAGUGCAAAUGGUUAACAGAGUGUGGUUAUCCUAGUUUUAAAUCAAGACUGGUUGUUUUUCUUCAUUUGUUUUGGUGUCUGGGUCAGAAGGCCUGCAUGUUUUUUACAUUUCAAAUGUGGAAAUGGUAAAGGUUAAUUAAAUUGGUUGAUUUUGUUCAGUCUGUUCUGACAUUGCCUGCCCUCCUGCCUUCCCCCCACUUCAAGAGGGGUUAAAAGCUAUUGUUGGCCAGUAAAUCUUGUCAUCACUGCUGUCAACAGCCUGGUUUUGACCACUGUAUGUAGCAGUUAGUAUGCAUCCAUCUGCUGACCAAUCAUCCACCGUAUUUUGGAUGAGCUAGGAGUAGAUGACUGGGAUCGUACAGAUGGGCAAGUUUCUUGUACAUACCGAUGAUGUGUACUCCAUGGCUUGAUUUCGGGUCACACUUCUAGCACCAAUCUGAUUUAACUAAUUCUGACAGGCAAAUUUCCCCAUUUACAAAUGAGCAUAUCACACCGUACACAGGUUGAGCUGCCAAAUACUUGAGAUUCAUGAUUUACAGAUGGUUAUGCUGGAUUAACAUUGUGGAAGGUUGACUGUUUUGUCUGCAUUUUGGGAGUUAUGGCUAGCUGAAUCUAGUGCCUUCAGAAAGUAUUCAUACCUGUUCACACAGUUGUUUCAGCCUGAAUGUAAAAUGUAUUACAUUGUUUUUUUACACUUGUAUACAAACACCCCAUAAUGUCAGAAUUGUUUAAAUUUGUACAAAUUAAAUAAAAAUGAGAAGCUUAAA
This is a messenger RNA of Salvelinus fontinalis (brook trout), 3497 nucleotides long. Its product is annotated as protein RCC2 homolog. The transcript is spliced from 11 exons. NCBI's taxonomy places the organism in Eukaryota, Metazoa, Chordata, Actinopteri, Salmoniformes, Salmonidae. Gene Ontology annotation, biological process: DNA transposition; DNA integration. Gene Ontology annotation, molecular function: DNA binding. The record is from RefSeq and is a predicted model, not a curated record. Bases 511 to 2220 code for a protein of 569 amino acids.